AUGACGAAGAAGAGCCUGAGCGCCAUGGAGGACGAGCCGAUGAUGCAAGCCUGCUUCUACACCAAGUUCGGGAAGCCAACCGUGCUGCAGAUGGGUCUUUUGCCCAAGGCGAAGCUCCUCGCACCCGAGGAAGUCCUCGUCCAGGUGUACGCCGCCUCGAUCAACCCGAUCGACUACAAGCGACGUGAAGGUGGCCUCAAGGCCGUGCUCGAUACCAAAUGGCCGCAGAUCGUCGGCUACGACCUUGCAGGCGUCGUCGUCUUGGUCGGCGCCAACGUCAAGCAGUUCCACGUUGGCGACGAAGUCUACGCCUGCCUACCGCACGACCGACCCGGUUCGCUUGCUGAGUAUAGCGUCCUGCAUCUCUAUCGACGCCUCCUCGCACUCACGACUGUCCGUGCUAGCUUUGUGCAGGCUGCCGCGCUUCCCAUCUCAUCGCUCGUUGCGCUGCAGACGCUACGCCGACUGGAGCUGCGCGAAGGCCAAAAGUUCCUCCUCACUGGCGGGUCGGGUGGCGUCGGAACGCUCGCGUUGCAGCUGGCGAAAAACGUAUUUAAGGCGGGCACGAUCGCGACGACGGCCGCGCGCCUGCAUCGCCACCAUCGCCACAGCGCGGGCGAAGUGGCCGAGGCCUCGCCGCGCGUCGAGAUCAAGCCGCGCAAGCUGAGCCACAUCCAGGUCGUCAAGAUGGGCAACACGAGCUCGCGGGCCAUCGAGGGCGAGGCGAUUGCCACCGACAUCACGGAAGAGCUGCGGUCGGCAGCGCCCAACAUUGGGCGUGACGUGAUCGCGCUCUCGACGACCGCGACGCCCGUCCAAGUGUCGAUGAGUCCGCAGGAAGAGAUGCUGAACCACGUGCAUUUGGAGAAGGCGCUCAAGAACCACGCGACCGACGACAUGCAAAAGUCGUUUGUCAAAGAGCUCCUUGCGAGAGGCGGUCAAAUGGGCGGGCACAGCACCGUGACCGAGACGAAGCACCAUUGGUUCAUCGCGCAUCCCCACGGCAAGGUCCGCCUGCGCUGGGACGUCAUGUGCAUCGUCCUCAUCUUUUACAACGCCAUCAUCAUUCCGUUUCAAGCCGCAUUCCAAGCCGACGGCUCGGGCUCCGUGUUCGACUCGGAAGUCAACUACGUCAUCGACACGAUCUUUGGCUUGGACAUUUUGUCCAACUUUGUCACGGGCGUCGACAUCAAGGGCAAGGUGCACUUUCAGCUGCAAGUGAUUGCGAAGCGCUAUGUGCUCUCUUGGUUCCUCGUCGACUUUCUCUCAACGUUUCCGUUCACGGCGGUCGUGAGCGGGUCCGACCCGACGAUCCGCCGCGCGCUCAAGCUCUUCCGCCUCAUUCGACUCCUCCGGCUCUUCCGCAUGCUCCGCAUUCUGAACCGCCUCCAGCACGCGCUCCUCAUUCGGUCGACGAUCAGCAGCCUCUUCCGCUACUGCCUCACGGUCGUCUUCAUCUCGCAUUGGUUCGCCUGCUUCUUUUUCUGGGUCUCGUACCAAGACUCGAUGUUUGAGAUGCCGCCGAUCAACACGUGGCUCAAGGAAAAGAAUUUGCUGCAUGAAACCAUGUGGGACCAGUACGUCGCCGCGCUCUACUGGGCCGUCAUGACACUGGCAACGGUCGGCUACGGCGACGUCUCGGGCAUUAGUCCCAACGAACGCUGCUUCACGAUCUUUGCCAUGUUUGCCGGCGCCGGCAUCUUUGCCUACGGGAUCACCAACAUCGUGUCCCUUGUCUCGAGCUUGACGGCCCACGAGACGGCGUUCCGCGAGAAGAUGGACGAAAUCAACGAGUAUAUGGCUGCGCGGGACCUGCCGCGACCGCUGCGGAUCGAGAUCCGCGAGUUCUUCCAGAACGCGCGCAAGAGUAAAGAGAACGACAUGCUGCAGGAGCAAGAGCUUCUAAACGAGCUCUCGGCCAUGCUGCGCUCCAAGAUUGCGCUCGCGAUCAACGACCAUUUUCUGUGGAAAUUUCCGUUUUUCAAGGGCAGCGACCCGAAUUUCAUCAUGGACUUGGCGCUAAGCAUGCGCCUGAUCUGCUUUGCGCCGUUCGAAGAUGUGUGCGUCGAGGGCGAGCUCGGCCACGAAAUGUUCUUCGUCUUCCGCGGCGCCGUCGAGGUCCUCAAAGACAACGUGCAAAUCACGGUCCUCGGCGAGAACCAGUACUUUGGUGAGAUGGCGAUUCUGAACCGCGAUUGCAAGCGCAUGGCCACUGUGCGCACGCUCUGCUUUUGCGAGCUGCGCAUGCUCUCCCGCGUCCGGUUCCUCGAAGCGCUCGUGCAUUUUCCAAAAAUGAUGGAGAAGCUCGCCAACUACUCAAAAGCCCGCGCGAACGGCAUCACGCAGCCCGGCGGCGCCUUUGCCCCGUCACGACCCGACUCGGAGGGCAGUUCGGGGCGCGCGGUGCGCCGCAAGUCGUCGAUGAACCCGCGCAAGGCGGCGGGGUACCGGCUCAAUUGGCGCAACCCGCGCAUGAGUGACCCGAAGCUCGGCGACGCUAACGCGGCCGAGACGAUCGUGCAGCUGGACCAUAUCAAGCGCGUCCAAGACCUUCUCUCGACCAAGGUCCGCGAGAUGCACGCCAUGGUCGACGCGAUGACCGACCCCACGAUGCUAUAG
Molecule: messenger RNA, 2619 nt
Organism: Saprolegnia parasitica CBS 223.65
Lineage: Eukaryota; Oomycota; Saprolegniomycetes; Saprolegniales; Saprolegniaceae
Exons: 17
Coding region: 1-2619 (872 amino acids)
Biological process (GO): potassium ion transport; transmembrane transport
Cellular component (GO): membrane
Molecular function (GO): zinc ion binding; voltage-gated potassium channel activity; oxidoreductase activity
Source: RefSeq, a predicted model, not a curated record